Lindgomyces ingoldianus is the source of this 705-nucleotide messenger RNA. RefSeq lists its product as uncharacterized. The coding region runs from base 1 to 705 and encodes 234 amino acids. The record is from RefSeq and is a predicted model, not a curated record. The transcript is spliced from 9 exons. NCBI's taxonomy places the organism in Eukaryota, Fungi, Ascomycota, Dothideomycetes, Pleosporales, Lindgomycetaceae.
AUGGACCUUAAAAUAUCUGUAUGGUUUUGGAAUGUAGUUGCCUUAGUAGAUCUUAAAAGCAUCGAGGAUUCUAGUCGGCACCGUGCAAGAUUUCUGGAACCACGAACCUCAGGAUCUGUAAGCCGAAGGGGCUCUACGAUGGGCUGCCCAAUCAACCUUGGGCUUGGCUCCACAAUACACGACUUCUCCCAUAACUGGUGCCCCUGCAAGGGUACAGGAUCAAAUGAUGUCAAAGACUAUCCUCCAAUUCCUGCUCCUGAAAUACUGGAGGUUGUUUUAGUGGGCCGAAAUGCGGCGUCCGCUCCCGUUAAUCCAAUACCACUCUGGUUUCUGGUGAGGAUUAUACUCAAUAUUUGCCUCGACAUCGAUAUCCAGGCCCGCUCGAAGCGCUUGGAUCUCAAAAGCGAAGAAUUAACCGGAGACUUUAUGGGACAUUACGAGAUAUUUGGUACUGUAGGUAGAGAGGCGGGCUUGGAUUUUGCUAUGAAGUCGUACCCGAAAGGGGUUAACGAAUUUUCACGUCCAAAGGCUAUAUGGAGACGAAGUCAAUACCCUUCGCAAUCUUGUUUAACAAGACAACUCCUCAACGAUGAAGUUAUUUACCUGGUAAGAAUACCUGAAGUCUAUACGACUUCUGAAAGCCCCGACCGCAGAGAUAGAGUCUACGUCCUCUCUUUGUUCUUUGCCAACAAAUCUCGGCCCUAA